Molecule: messenger RNA, 4176 nt
Organism: Urocitellus parryii (Arctic ground squirrel)
Lineage: Eukaryota; Metazoa; Chordata; Mammalia; Rodentia; Sciuridae
Gene: Tdrd9
Product: tudor domain containing 9
Cellular component (GO): intracellular anatomical structure
Molecular function (GO): helicase activity; RNA binding; ATP binding
Source: RefSeq, a predicted model, not a curated record
AUGCUGCGCAAACUCACGGUCGACCAGAUCAACGACUGGUUCACCAUCGGCAAGGCCGUGACCAAUGUGGAGCUGCUGGGCUCGCCCCCCGCCCUCCCAGCCGAGGCGGGCAGGGAUGAGGCUCAGCGCAAGGACGUGGCCCCCAGCGCUGGCCCCUCGGCCCCGUCCCCGGCUCCGGCUCCGGCCCCGGCUCCGGCUCCGGCCCCGGCCCCGGCCCCGGCCCCUCUGGCCGGGGCCCUCGGGAGGUCACUCAGCCAGAGGAGCUCAGAAAUGGAGUAUAUUAACAAAUACAGACAGCUUGAAGCACAAGAAUUUGAUAUGUAUAACAGCGACCAACCAACCUGUGGGCCAGGUCCAAGGCCGCCUUUGGCUAAAUUAAGCAAUGCAACAUGCAUCCCAGAGACAACUUAUAAAUACCCUGAUUUGCCUAUAAAUCGAUGUAAGGAAGAGGUUAUUUCUUUGAUAGAAAGCAAUUCUGUGGUAAUUAUACAUGGUGCCACUGGAAGUGGUAAGAGCACUCAGCUCCCGCAGUACAUCUUGGACCAUUACAUUCAUCGCAGUGCCUACUGCAACAUUGUGGUCACCCAGCCACGGAAGAUAGGUGCCAGCAGCAUCGCCAGGUGGAUCAGCAAAGAGCGUGCUUGGACUCUCGGUGGUUUGGUGGGCUAUCAGGUAGGACUAGAGAAAAUAGCAACAGAAGAUACCAGGUUAAUCUACAUGACCACUGGAGUCCUACUUCAGAAGAUAGUCAGUGCCAAGAGUUUGAUGGAGUUCACACACGUCUUCAUUGAUGAAGUACAUGAGCGAACAGAAGAGAUGGAUUUCCUGCUCUUGGUAGUCCGCAAACUUUUAAGAACAAAUUCACGUUUUGUGAAGGUGGUCCUGAUGUCUGCUACCAUCAACUGCAAGGAGUUUGCAGACUACUUCGCAGUUCCUGUUCAGAACAAGAUGAAUCCUGCAUAUAUUUUUGAAGUGGAAGGCAAGCCCUAUUCAAUUGAAGAGUAUUAUCUUAAUGAUUUGGAGCACAUUUAUCAUAGUCUCUCUCCCCAUCUCCUGGAGGAACCAGUGAUAACGAAGGAUGUCUAUGAUGUUGCCAUCUCCCUAAUUCAGAUGUUUGAUGACUUGGACAUGAAGGAGAGUGGGAACAAGACCUGGUCGGGGGCCCAAUUUGUGUCAGAGCGGAGCAGCGUGUUGGUGUUUUUGCCAGGUCUGGGUGAAAUAAACUAUAUGCAUGAACUUCUCACAAACAUGGUUCACAAAAGGUUACAGGUCUAUCCACUCCAUUCCAGUGUGACUUUAGAAGAACAGAACAAUGUGUUCUUAAGUCCAGUCCCUGGGUACAGAAAGGUUAUUUUGUCUACCAACAUUGCAGAGAGCUCUGUCACUGUCCCGGAUGUCAAAUAUGUUAUAGAUUUUUGUCUGACUAGAACUCUGGUUUGUGAUGAAGAUACGAAUUAUCAGAGUCUGCGAUUGAGUUGGGCCUCUAAGACCAGUUGCAACCAGAGAAAAGGCCGUGCUGGACGAGUGUCUAAGGGGUACUGUUACAGGCUGAUACAUAAGGAUUUCUGGGAGAGCUCCAUCCCUGAUCACGUUGUUCCUGAGAUGUUGCGCUGUCCACUGGGAAGCACAAUAUUGAAAGUGAAGUUGCUUGGCAUGGGUGAGCCCAGAGCUCUCCUGGCAACCGCCCUUUCUCCACCCAGCCUGAGUGACAUUGAGCGUACCAUCCUUCUACUAAAGGAGGUUGGAGCACUUGCCGUUAGUGGUCAGAGAGAAGAUGAAAACCCCCACGAUGGUGAAUUGACCUUCUUAGGAAGGGUACUAGCACAGCUCCCUGUCAAUCAGCAGCUGGGUAAACUCAUAGUGCUGGGACACGUGUUUGGAUGCCUGGAUGAGUGUCUGAUCAUAGCGGCAGCGCUCUCAUUGAAGAAUUUUUUCGCGAUGCCUUUUCGGCAGCAUCUUGAUGGAUAUAGGAACAAAGUGAACUUCUCUGGCAGCAGCAAGAGUGACUGCCUUGCACUUGUGGAGGCCUUUAAGACGUGGCAGGCUUGCAGACAGCGCGGAGAGCUGCGGCAUCCCAAGGAUGAACUUGACUGGGGACGGCUGAAUUAUAUUCAGAUCAAGAGAAUUAGAGAGGUGGCUGAAUUGUAUGAAGAACUGAAAAACAGAAUCUCCCAGUUCAAUAUGUAUGUAGAUCCUCGGCGGCCCGUCUUAGACCAAGAGUAUCCACAUAAGCAGCGCUUCAUCCUACAGGUUGUAUUGGCAGGUGCUUUUUAUCCAAAUUACUUUACUUUUGGACAACCAGAUGAGGAGAUGGCGGUGAGAGAGCUGGCUGGCAAAGACCCAAAGACGACCAUCGUGUUGAAGCACAUUCCUCCCUAUGGAUUCCUUUACUAUAAACAACUGCAGUCUCUGUUUAGACAGUGUGGUCAAGUCAAAUCCAUCGUAUUUGAUGGUGCAAAAGCCUUUGUGGAGUUCUCGAGGAAUCCGACAGAGAGAUUUAAAACCCUUCCUGCAGUAUAUAUGGCAGUUAAGAUGUCCCAGCUGAAAGUGUCGCUGGAGCUCAGUGUACAUGCUGCUGAGGAGAUCGAAGGGAAGGUGCAAGGAGGGACGGUGUCGAAGCUCAGGAACACCAGGGUGAAUGUGGACUUCCAGAAGCAGACAGUGGACCCCAUGCAAGUCUCCUUCAGCACCCUGGACAGGUCCCAGACAGUGGCAGAUCUCCUUCUGACUAUCGAUGUCACAGAGGUGGUGGAAGUGGGCCACUUCUGGGGGUACAGGACUGAUGAAAAGAGUGCAGAGCUUCUGAGAAAGCUGACUGCUGAGAUGAACCAGCUGGAGUUGGCACCCCUGCCUGCUCACCCGCACCCGGACUUGGUCUGUCUCGCACCCUUUGCAGAUUUUGAUAAGGAAAACUACUUUAGAGCUCAAAUCCUUUAUGUUUCUGGAAAUUCUGCUGAGGUGUUCUUUGUAGACUAUGGCAAUAGGUCUCAUGUAGACCUAGAUCUUCUAAUGGAGAUUCCCUGUCAGUUUCUUGAGCUUCCAUUCCAGGCUUUGGAAUUUAAGAUUUGCAAAAUGCGACCCUCCGCAAAGUCUCUUGUUUGUGGCGAGCACUGGAGCAGUGGAGCCAGUGGGCGCUUUGCCUCCCUCGUGAGUGGCCGAGCCCUCUUGGUGAAGGUCUUCUCAGUUGUGCACAGCGUCUUGCACGUGGACGUGUACCGCUACUCAGGGGCACAGGAUGUCGUCAACAUCAGAGAUGUCCUCAUCAGAGAGGGUCAUGCGGAACUUUCAGAGGAGUCCUAUGAGUCAAAGCAAAGCCAUGAAGUUCUCAAGGGUCUCUUUUCCAAAUCAGCAGAAAAUGUGGUGGAUGCGUCUGUUCCCUCUCCUGGGAAGGACGACGAGAAGCACCUGAUCCGGAUUUUGCUGGAGAGCUUUUCUUCCAACAGACUGGGUGCCCCCAACUGCAAGGCGGUGCUCCAUGGACCUUUCAACCCUUACGAACUGAAGUGUCAUAGUUUGACCAGAAUAUCCAAGUUCAGGUGUGUCUGGAUUGAGAAGGAGAGCAUCAACUCUGUGAUCAUCAGUGACGCCCCUGCAGACCUGCACCAGAGGAUGCUAGUUGCAGCCUCACUCUCAGUCAAUGCAACUGGAUCUACCAUGCUGCUGAGAGAGACCUCUCUGAUGCCUCCCAUCCCUGGCCUCCCAGCACUCCUCAGCAUGCUGUUCGCGCCUGUGAUGGAGUUAAGAGUUGAUGGGGAGGGGAAGUGCUACACAGGUGUGCUCUGUGGCCUGGGCUGGAACCCCACCACAGAGGCCCCUGUGCUGCCGGAGCACGACAUCGAGCUGGCCUUUGAUGUGCAGUUCAACGUGGAGGACGUUGUGGAGAUCAAUAUUCUCCGGGCUGCCAUCAAUAAACUAGUGUGUGAUGGGCCAAAUGGAUCCAAGUAUCUUGGGCCAGAAAGAAUCGUGCAGUUACAGGAUAAUGCUCGCCAGAAACUUCUCGGUUUGUUCUGCCAGUUGAAGCCCAGGGAGAAGAUUGUUCCCAAGUGGCACGAGAAGCCCUAUGAGUGGAAUCAGGUUGAUCCAAAGCUGGUCAUGGAGCAGGCUGACCGUGAAGGCAGCCGAGGGAAGAACACCUUUCUCUACCAGCUGCACAAGCUUGUUGUGCUCAGCCCCUGA